This is a messenger RNA of Trifolium pratense (red clover), 1411 nucleotides long. RefSeq names its product probable prolyl 4-hydroxylase 4. NCBI's taxonomy places the organism in Eukaryota, Viridiplantae, Streptophyta, Magnoliopsida, Fabales, Fabaceae. Gene Ontology annotation, cellular component: endoplasmic reticulum. The record is from RefSeq and is a predicted model, not a curated record. The transcript has 6 exons. Bases 203 to 1114 code for a protein of 303 amino acids. Gene Ontology annotation, biological process: peptidyl-proline hydroxylation to 4-hydroxy-L-proline. Gene Ontology annotation, molecular function: L-ascorbic acid binding; procollagen-proline 4-dioxygenase activity; iron ion binding.
AACACUUUCAUCUAAUCAAAAUUUUCGCCUAAUUCAUAAAUGCAUAAUCAAGUUGAAAAUUUUUAUGUCAAUAAUUUAACAUAAUGAAAGUACUAUAAAAUACUCAAAAGUCAAAAUUCUCAAAGUGAAACAUUAAUUAAUAAACCAAAGUUUGAAUCUAGUUAGAAAUUGAAUAGGAAAAAAGAGAAAGUAGAAGAAAAAAAUGAGUGUAAUUUUUAGGGUUUGGUGUUUGAUAAUUCCAUUGUUAUUGAUUUCCAAAUUCCAUCAAGCAUUCAGCUCCUACGCAGGUUCAACCAGUGCGAUCAUCGAUCCUACUAAGGUGAAACAAGUUUCAUGGAAACCAAGAGCUUUUGUUUACAAAGGUUUCUUGACGGAUUUGGAAUGCGAUCAUUUGAUUUCGAUAGCGAAAUCGGAGCUAAAGAGAUCUGCAGUGGCGGAUAAUUUGUCCGGUGAGAGCAAAUUGAGCGAAGUCAGAACUAGCUCUGGCAUGUUCAUUUCUAAGAAUAAGGAUGCCAUUGUUUCUGGUAUUGAAGACAAGAUUGCAUCAUGGACUUUUCUUCCGAAAGAAAAUGGUGAAGACAUACAAGUAUUAAGAUAUGAGCACGGGCAGAAAUAUGACCCACAUUUUGAUUACUUUGCUGAUAAAGUUAAUAUAGCUCGGGGUGGACACCGGGUCGCCACUGUUCUCAUGUAUCUCACUAAUGUGACCAAAGGUGGUGAAACAGUGUUCCCUAAUGCAGAGUUAGAGGAAUCUCACCGUCAUAAACUGUCUGAAACAAUUGAGGAUCUCUCUGAGUGUGCCAAAAAAGGAAUAGCAGUGAAACCACGAAGAGGAGAUGCACUUCUAUUCUUUAGUCUCCACCCAAAUGCCAUUCCAGACACUCUCAGUCUUCAUGCAGGAUGCCCUGUAAUCGAAGGAGAGAAAUGGUCUGCAACGAAGUGGAUUCAUGUGGACUCAUUUGAUAAGACGGUGGGAGCUGGAGGAGACUGCAUUGAUCAGCAUGAAAGCUGCGAACGAUGGGCUGCCCUUGGAGAAUGCACUAAGAAUCCUGAAUAUAUGGUUGGAUCUGCAGGCCUUCCUGGCUACUGUAGGAAAAGUUGCAAGACAUGUUAGAUAUGUUGCUAAUGCUUUCCGAUUUCAAGUGGCAAUUUUGGCUGUCUUUCCAAUCCAUUGGUUCUCGACAUGUAUUAUGUUUUUUGUUGUUGUGGUGGAUUGUAAUUUAUAACGUGUCUCGUUAUCUUUGUUAGCUCUUUCAUAGUGUUGUAGUGCCAUGAUCACACUUCAAGAGGUACAUUUUUGAGUCUGGAAACUGUAAUGUUAGGUGAUGUGUGAUUCAAAAUUUUUUCAUUGGUUACUUUGUAAAACAACAAAAAAAGAAAGCAUCCUUUAAAUUUCUUCCUUAGUUCACCA